Pieris macdunnoughi is the source of this 810-nucleotide messenger RNA. NCBI's taxonomy places the organism in Eukaryota, Metazoa, Arthropoda, Insecta, Lepidoptera, Pieridae. The record is from the annotation of a GenBank genome assembly.
AUGAAGAUCUUUACCUUAGUAGCCGUUUGCGCGUUGACCUCGGCGUACAAGAUAACUCAACUCAAAGUGCCGCUCUACGCAGACCCACGUCGUGCGGCUGAGCUUAGCUGUCACUUUCAAAUGGAUGACCAGAAGUUGCACUCUGUCAAAUGGUACCGAGACAUGCACGAGAUCUUCCGAUAUAAUCCCUCACAAAAGCCUCCGAUCCGCCUGUUCAACGUGACCGGUAUCAUGGUUCAAGGCGGGGAGUGCCAGGCGGAGUGGUGUAUGGUGAGGGUGAUGCCGCCGCCUGUCGCUGCAAGAGCCGCUUACAGCUGUGAAAUAUCCACUGAAGGACCCAAGUUCCAGAUAGCGCGGCAGACUAAGCAUAUGACUGUUGUCGCGAUGCCAGAGAGAGAUCCUGUUAUUAUUGGAGCUCCAAAAUUAGUGAAGCCUGGAGAACAAAUACUGCUUAAUUGCACCUCGGAUUACUCGCUGCCACCUGCCGAUAUCAAUUGGUAUAUUGAUAACGACCUCCAGAAGCAAGAGCCGUGGCACCGCACUGAGUUGACCGCACCUCAGGAAGGAGGAUUACGUGCGUCUUGGCGUGUUCUGCGCGUCCCGGUUCCUCCAGCGGAAAGCGGGGCGUUAAGCGUGCGAUGCGAAGCCAACCUGCCCGUGGAACCGCCGGUCAUUCGCGAUGCGGGUGCUGUCCUGACGCUCUACUCUCGUACACAACUCUCGAAAUACGUCUCCAGUUCAGGUACAAGCUUGGGAUUUCAACUUAGUUUUUUAUCGUAUUUGUAUUCUGUAUUGGAGAUAAGUUUAUGA